UGAUUUAUAUAUUGCAUAUUUAUCGAAUUCAAAUAUAUUUAAAAUAUGCCAAGAGAUAUACGAUCCUAUUUUCAAACAGCUAAAAUAAAUUCUAGCGUCGUUUCAACAAAGGCUGUUAAAAGACGUAUUAUUUCAUCUGAUGAGGAUGAUGAAAAACCAAAACCUUCAUUUAAACAAUCUAAGAAAACAAAAAUAUUGGGAAAGAAAGUUAUUGCAUCUGAUUCUGAAGAAGAUGUUAAGAUUGUUUCUCCUGCUGAUAUAUUUGGUAAAAAUCCAAUAAAGAGACAAGAAGCACCAAAAAUAUCUAAACAAUUACAAAAAAAGGAAGCUAGAAGUCAUCAUGAUGAUGAUUUUGAAAGAACAUUAUGUCAAUUAGAUACCUCUGAUAUUGAACAAAAAUAUUUAACAGAAACUAAAGUUAACAAAGAUUCUCAUAAAAAUAAUGACGAAAAUAAAGAAAAGAUUCCUGUUAUAGCCAUAGAUUCUGACAAAAAUAAUGAUGAAAAUGAAGAAAAAAUUCCUGUUAAGAGUAAAGAAAAUGUUAAAAAAAAAAAAACAUUUGAUAAAACAAAUCAAGAAAAAAAUAAUGAAAAAAUAUAUAAAUUAAAAUCAAAAAAACAUUCUAAUAAUUCUAAUAGUUCUAAAAGUUCAAGUGAAGACAUUGAACAUGAAAAUUCUGAACAUAAUAAAAUUCAACAUAAAAAGACAUCUUCUAAAAAAAUGGACACUUCUGAUAUAUAUGAAGAAAUAAUUGCAAAGAAAAAACAAAGUGCUACAAUGUAUCAACAAUAUCUUCAAAGAGGAGGAGCUAGAAACCCAGGCUCAAAGAAAAUUCCUGUUGGUGCUGAAUAUUGCUUAGCAGGAUUAAGUUUUGUAAUAACUGGAGUUUUAGAUUCUUUAGAAAGAGAGGAAGCUGAAGAACUUAUCAAACAAUAUGGUGGACGAAUUUUACAUCAAGUUACAAAGAAAACUGAUUAUAUUAUAGUAGGUGAUCAAGCUGGUCCAUCAAAAUUAUCAAAGGCUGAUAGUUUAAAUAUAAAGAAAAUAUCAGAAGAUGAUUUAUUAGAUCUGAUACGUACACGCCCUAUAGGUUGCAUUGAUGAUAUACAUCAAUCUCGUACAAAAUUAAAAGACAAAUUAAAGCAAAAAUCUGAAGAAUUAGAAGAAGAAUCACCAUCAAAGAAAAUAAAAGUUAUUGCGAAUGAACAAACAAAAAAUUUAACAGAAAUACACAAAGAAAUAAGCAAGAAAGAAAUAGAAACAUCAUUGAAAAUGUCACUACAAAAAGAAGAAUAUGAUACUAAAGAUAUAAAAAUAAAAUCUCCAAUUAAAAAGAAACAUACUGAAUUCAAAGGAUCACUCAUAGAAGACAAGAAAGAAAUUGAUGAUGCAAAAGAUAUAAAAACAAAUAUUUUACAAGAUAUAAAUAGUAAAAUAUCAACGCAGGCAUUGGUUGAAAAAUAUAAACCAAAAACUAUGAAACAGAUUUUGGGACAACAAGGAGAUAAAAGUAUUGCUAAGAAAUUGUAUGCUUGGUUAAUAAAUUGGCAUAAAAAUCAAUCUGGUCAAGUAAAACAUAUAAAACCUAAUCCAUGGGCAAAAAACAGUGAUGGAGCUUUCUUUAAAGCAGCUCUAUUAUCUGGUCCUCCUGGAAUUGGAAAAACGACAACUGUUCAAGUUAUUUGCAAUGAAUUAGGUUUUGAUCUUAUAGAAUUUAAUGCAUCAGAUACUAGAAGUAAAAAACUUCUAGAAGAAGAAGUAACAGAAUUAUUAUCUAAUACUACAUUAAAAAAUUAUUUUCAAGAUAAUAAAAGUAAACCAUCAUCAAAACAUGUUUUAUUAAUGGACGAAGUGGAUGGAAUGGCUGGUAAUGAAGAUCGUGGUGGUCUACAAGAAUUAAUUAAAUUGAUCAAAUUAACUGAUAUACCUAUUGUUUGUAUUUGUAAUGAUCGAAGCCAUUCCAAAAUGAGAACACUUGCUAAUUAUACAUUUGAUCUUCGAUUUUCAAAACCUAGAUUGGAACAAAUUAGGGCUGCAAUGAAAUCUAUAUGUUUCAAAGAAAACAUUAAUAUCACAAAUGAAGAUCUUGAUUUAUUAAUUGAAUCAACUAAUCAAGAUAUUCGGCAAAUUAUAAAUCAUUUAGCAUUAUUUGUUGGACAAAUUGGUUUUCAAGAGAAAUCUGGAAAAAAACAUAUAAAUAAAGAUCUGAAAUUGGGUUCUUGGGAUGUUGUAAAACAAGUAUUUUCUGCAGAGGAACAAAAACAUAUGAAUUUCAAUGAGAAAUGUGAUCUAUUUUUCCAUGAUUAUAAUAUAGCACCAUUAUUUGUACAAGAAAAUUAUUUACUGGUUAUACCUGAAACACCAAAAAAUAAAUUAUUAGAAAAAAUAGCUGAAAGUGCUGAGAGUUUAGCAUUGGGAGAUAUAAUUGAAAAUUGUAUAAGAAGUAAUAAUGCCUGGUCUCUUUUACCAAUACAAGCUUGUUAUUCUUCUGUUAUACCUGGGGCAGCAAUGUCUGGUCACAUUAGUGGUCAGAUUAAUUUUCCAGCUUGGCUUGGACGUAAUUCAAAAGCCAGUAAAUUUAAUCGUUUAAUGCAGGAAAUCACUUUACAUGCUCGUUUGACUACUAAUGCAAGUAAAGAUGCUAUAAAUCUGGAUUACAUUAAAUAUCUCAGAAAUACCAUUAUUAGACCUUUAACAGUUGAUGGUAUUGAAAAUAUAGCUAUUGCAAUAGAUGUUAUGAAUCAUUAUCACUUACUCAGAGAAGAUUUAGAUUCUUUAGUGGAAAUUUCUUUAUGGCCUGGUCAGCAAGAUCCAAUGCAAGUUAUAGAUAGUAAAGUGAAAGCUGCCUUUACAAGAGCAUAUAAUAAGAAUUCUGUAGUUCUUCCAUAUGUAGUGAAUAGUACAUCAAAAAAGAAAGCAGCAACAAAUGUACAAGAAGAAGGUUUAGAAGAGGAAGAAGAAGAAGUAGAUUCUGAUCAAAAUGAUAAUAUGGAUACAGAUAAAAUGAUUAAGACAAAAAAACCUGGCACAAGUAAAAAUACGGAAUCGAAAAGUGAAAAGAAAGGCAAAAAGAAUACUGAUAACAUUUCUAAACGCCGAAGAGGACGAGGAAAAGCAAAAUAAUGCAAAUAUUAUAAAAAAGGAAUGUGAUUUUUAUUUGAAAAAUUUAUUAUUUUGUAAUGUAUUUAUUUAUUAUU
Messenger RNA from Apis laboriosa (Himalayan honeybee), 3197 nucleotides. It is a transcript of the gene Gnf1, whose product is annotated as replication factor C subunit 1. Gene Ontology annotation, biological process: DNA replication; DNA repair. Gene Ontology annotation, molecular function: DNA binding; ATP binding; DNA clamp loader activity. NCBI's taxonomy places the organism in Eukaryota, Metazoa, Arthropoda, Insecta, Hymenoptera, Apidae. Bases 46 to 3123 code for a protein of 1025 amino acids. The transcript is spliced from 16 exons. The record is from RefSeq and is a predicted model, not a curated record. Gene Ontology annotation, cellular component: DNA replication factor C complex; nucleus.